AUGGUCUUUCAACCGCCUUCCUGGGUCCCGGCCCUGCCAGGGACCACCCACCCCGGCGCAGAAAUCCCCGACAGCAUCCCCCUCUGCGAGUUCAUGUACAAUGACCGCUACGGCCGCUUCGGAGCCUCCAAGGCCCGUAACCCUUACACCUGCGGCGUCACCGGCACCACGUACACCUCCAAGCAGGUUCCCGAGCGUGUCGACCUCCUCGCGCGUGCCAUCGCCAAGCGCCUCGGCUUCAGCCCCAACGAGGGCACCGAGUGGGACAGGGUGGUCGCUGUCUACUCCGUGAACACGAUUGACUACAUCCCCGUCUCCCACGCCGUCCACCGCCUCUCCGGCAUCGUCACACCCGCCAACGCGCAGUACUCAGCCCCCGAGCUUGAGCACCAGCUCACCUCGUCCGGCGCCAAGGCCAUCUUCACAUGCCUCCCGCUGCUCGAGACCGCCCUCAAGGCCGCCGAUGCCGCCGGCAUCCCCCGCACCGCCGUCUUCCUGCUUCCCGUCCCCGGUGGCAAGCCCCACCCCGACUUUCCCUCCGUCGACGACCUCAUCGCCCAGGCCAAGUCGCUGCCCGCGCCGCCCGCCCUGUCAUGGAUCAAGGGCCAGGGCGCGCGCCAGACGGCCUUUCUGUGCUACUCGUCCGGCACCUCUGGUCUCCCCAAAGCCGUCAUGAUUUCCCACUACAACAUCAUCGCCAACAUUAUCCAGAUGACGCUGCUCCAGAGCGUAGGCCGUAAGGCGGACAACGUCAUCACCGAAAACGUCCUCGGCAUCCUGCCCCUCAGCCACAUCUACGGCCUCACCGUCGUCGCGCAUGUCUCCCAGUACCGCGGCGAUCAGCUCGUCAUCCUGCCCAAGUUUGACCUCGCCCUCUUCCUCCGCACUGUCCAAGAUCACAAGCUCAACUUCCUCCCCGUCGUGCCGCCGAUGCUCAUCCAGCUCAUCACCAACAAGGAGGUCGCCGCCAAGUACAACCUCGACAGUGUCCGCACCGUCUUUUCCGGCGCCGCGCCCCUGGGCCUCGAGACGCAGGAGGCGGCCAACAAGAUGUUCCCCAAGUGGAAGAUUGGUCAAGGCUACGGCAUGACGGAAACGUCCCCCGUUGCCAGUGCUGGAAGCGAGAUCGAUCUCGUACCCGGCUCCUCGGGCGGUUUGCUGCCCGGCUACAAGGCCAAGCUCAUCGAUGCCGAGGGCAAGGUUGUUACCGGCUACGAUCAGCGCGGUGAGCUGCUGCUCCAGUCGCCCUCGGUCGUCCUCGGCUACCUGCACAACGAAAAGGCCAACGCCGAGACGUUUGUGCACCACGCCGACGGCCGCUGGAUCCGCACCGGCGACGAGGCUCUCGUCCGCAAGUCGCCCAAGGGCAACGAGCAAAUCUUCAUCACCGACCGCAUCAAGGAGCUCAUCAAGGUCAAGGGCUUCCAAGUCGCCCCCGCCGAGCUGGAGGCGCACCUCCUCACCCACGACUACGUGCACGACUGCACCGUCAUCCCCGUCCCCGAUGACCGAGCCGGCGAGGUCCCCAAGGCCUUCGUCGUCAAGAGCCCCGCGGCCGCGUCCUCGGGCAAGUCCGACGCCGAGAUCCGUCGCGCGAUCGAGGAGCACGUCGAACGCCACAAGACAAAGUACAAGUGGCUCAAGGGCGGCGUCGAGUUCAUCGACGCCAUCCCCAAGAGCCCCAGCGGCAAGAUCCUCCGCCGCGUCCUCAAGGACAAGGAGAAGGCCGCCCGCAAGGCCCAGGGCGCGAAGCUGUAG
Messenger RNA from Cordyceps fumosorosea ARSEF 2679, 1758 nucleotides. Its product is annotated as phenylacetyl-CoA ligase. Lineage: Eukaryota; Fungi; Ascomycota; Sordariomycetes; Hypocreales; Cordycipitaceae. Bases 1 to 1758 code for a protein of 585 amino acids. Gene Ontology annotation, molecular function: CoA-ligase activity. The transcript is spliced from 6 exons. The record is from RefSeq and is a predicted model, not a curated record.